AUGAUAUGCAGGAAUGAUGUUCGGAAAGCGAAUUGCCUCUGUGAGCCUGACUGAUCAGUAGCCACCAGUGCGAGUGUGUUUUUCGUGUUAAUAGGCUGGUGUAGGCUAUUUUGACAUUUUGCCGGAAUCAGGUUGACAGACGACAGAACGAAGUGGUUUCGAUUCCUCCUUGUUGUUGUUAAGGGUUAGAUCAGCCAGCUGACUGAAGACCAGGCGGACAGAAUGAAGCCCUUAUGCCUCCCACCAACCUGACGGUGCAAUCCCAGAACUUCAACCACACGCUGCACUGGCUCCCUGCUGCAGAUACCCCACCUGGGACAGAGUACUGCAUUUACCUGGGCUACGGCGACAGCAACCAAUCAGACACUCUUCUCAGCAUUACCAAGGCAACAUCACUGUCGGUGUCUGUGUUCAUGAAGGACAUCUUUGAGGAGUACACGCUGUCCGUGUGGGCCAGGACCAACAACCACUCUUCACUCCCUGCCACAACCACAUUCGAACCAAUCAACACGGUGCUGGGUCCUCCUCUGGUGCGUGUGGAGGGAUGUGGGGACUGUCUCCAUGUCAUCAGCACUCUGCUCCAUGGCGACGGUAUCAAACCUGAAGACUUCGAAAUCUACAGCAGAGCAGUGAAAUUUAACAUCCAAUGGAGGAAGGCAAACGAGGACACGGUGAGACCCCUGCAGUCUACGGUCAAAGAGACUAAGAUAAAUAACCUGGUUCCUGGAGAACGUUACUGUGUUAAGGUGGUGCUCGAUUGCACCUCCUACCCAAACACUCUCGCCUCUGAUUGGCAGUGUGCUUGGACAAGCCCCGCCUCACGACCGGCAGGGCUGUAUCUUCUGGGCUGGUCGGUGGGGACUGUGUGUGUUGGUGUACUGCUCAUGAUGCUGUCCAGCGGUCUCUACUACAGUGGCGCCAUCUGCAGGCCAAAGCUGAAACUGCCCCAAAACCUGAGCGCCCGGUUCACGCGCUGA
This is a messenger RNA of Sardina pilchardus (European sardine), 977 nucleotides long. RefSeq names its product interferon alpha/beta receptor 2-like. Gene Ontology annotation, molecular function: cytokine receptor activity; protein binding. The record is from RefSeq and is a predicted model, not a curated record. Gene Ontology annotation, biological process: cytokine-mediated signaling pathway. NCBI's taxonomy places the organism in Eukaryota, Metazoa, Chordata, Actinopteri, Clupeiformes, Clupeidae. Gene Ontology annotation, cellular component: plasma membrane.